Molecule: messenger RNA, 2530 nt
Organism: Planococcus citri (citrus mealybug)
Lineage: Eukaryota; Metazoa; Arthropoda; Insecta; Hemiptera; Pseudococcidae
Product: mucin-5AC-like
Exons: 7
Coding region: 73-2028 (651 amino acids)
Source: RefSeq, a predicted model, not a curated record
ACUUUUUGUUUUCAAUGCAGUUAAACUUUCGUUGUCGCUGAAUUAUCAUCUUCGAUUGCGAAUUUUCCCACCAUGAAGCUGCUUCUAAUUGGCGCCUUUUUUGCGAUAUUUUCCAACGUUCAUGGAAAUUCUUCGUACGUCAGGAAAUUACCGUUCAACAUCACUGGUAAAUGGUAUUUGCCGAAUUCCAAUUCGCCGGUGUUUUAUUUACAUUUCCGGGAUCGUAUUUCUUGGAUUGAAGCGGAUGCCGUAUGCCAGUUCCAUCAUUCGGAGCUUGUCACCGUCGAUAAGCCAAAUCAGUUUGAAGAUGUGAAAGCGUAUCUUAAACAACUCGGAUACGAUAAACCAGUAUGGAUUGGUUUGCAGAGACUGUACAACGAAUCCAUGGAAUGGAGAGAUGGAAGUAUUCUUUCAACGGACGAAUACUGGAAACAAGCUCCAGACACGAAUCGUUCGGUGUGCGUUAUGUCCUCCCCCGCCGAUAAUUACCGCUGGAUUGCUAACCCGUGCAAUGGACCUGGAACAGCUUCUUUCAUCUGCGAAAUGCCGAUACCGAAAUGGGUGAAAAAAUCUGCCUGUUUGGAAGCCGUUAAUCCGUCAAUUAUUGUGACGUUUCAUCCGGAGAAAACCAUGAUAAAAGCUGGCACUGUUUGUCAAAAUUCCGAUGUCAAAUAUAUCGAAUGCCACGAUCCAUCGACAAAUAUGCGUUUUUUCCAGCAGGGAGUAAAUGAGAAAGUAGAAGAGAACAAGAAGAUGAUGCGAGAACACCUAAUUUGCUCUUCGCAGUCAAACGAAACGCCAUUAUCUCAAAUUAACACCACUGCAACCAGCACCAGUAAGGUAACCAACAUAUUAUCUACCACUACGAGUACCACUUCUCAAACGCCGAUCGUUUUACCGGUGAAAGCCACCAACAUUCCAUUGACACCUUCGACAGCACCUACACCAAUUACGAAGCUCACCUCUAAAGCUGAACUCAAAUCUACCGUUACAGAAAUUCCGUUCAAAAGUUCACCUCCUCUGAACAUCGGCUCGGAAUCGUCGACUAUUUCUCUACCUCAAGAAAUGUCAUUCGCCGAAGAACCAAUUCGAGCUUCGAAACCGUUCGUCGAAAAAGAACCAACCGAAUACCCCGAAGCAAAACCCAGUCUCGUUGCGAAUACCACCGAAAGUUCCCAUCAUAAGAACGUUAACUCAAUAAAACUCGGUCUCAAUCUAAUCCCUACUUCGCAACCAGUUAAAACCAAACCGGAAAAAAGCACCUCUUCGGCAACCGAAUUGCCCAAAGAGAAUUCCAGCAUAUUAAGCUACAUCGUUCCCGGUACGACGGAAGUGUCUUCCAACGUUACACCUGUUGAGGAAUCUCACGAAAUCUACAAUAACGACAAAGAACGUGAAAUCUUUCAAGACUCUGUGUCGACACCGGUGAAAAAAGUAGUAAAAUUAGAAGUCGUCGAAAACGUAGGUAAUUCGUUGAAAAACAUCGUUUCCAAAUCUAGCGAAAGUGAAGAAGAUCAAGGCGAUCGAACGUACAAUAUCGAGGGUACUUUCGACUCGAAUGAUUUCACCAACGUCGACUCCAUCAACGUGUAUAAGAAAAUCGACCUGAAUCCGGCCGAAACAAACGUCAAUCCGUCUUUCGAAAGUACGCAAAAACCAGCGGACGUAGAGUUCGAGAAAUCCACUCCGGGAUACCUUCCAAGUAGUAAAAAAUUGCAGGACCCGAAAUCGUUUUCGGUUUCUUUUACUUCGGCUUCGUCUCCCGAACCAUCCUCAAAUAAAGCCACCUCUAGCCCUAAUGCCACUCCAAACACUACCGAAAAUGCCAGCACAACGACGCCGAUUCAAAACUUGAUAAUCCUCGAACCUAGAAAUGAAACGAUGUCAGAAGAAGAAGCCAAAAAGAGAUCAGCCUUGCUGAGCGGAUCCGAAGAAACCGACGAGAAUUAUCCGAAUAGGAAACGUCGUAUAAUUAAUUCAAAACGUCAUUCCUUUUAUCCUUAUUUCUUGGGACGCAUUUGGGGUUGAAAUUUCACACCAUUUUAGUGUUUCUCGCUUCGAAUAGAUGAAUAUUUACUUUUCCUUUGUUUCGUCGUUUUGUUUGUUAUUGUUUUCCUUUUUCCUUUUUCUUUUUUCUUUUUUUUUUUUCUAUCAAAAUUAUAAAAUAGAUGUGUGUGAUAGUAGCGUAUUUAUUUUCGAAUUUUAUUAUUUAUUUAAAUGUGUAAUGGAUCUCGCGGUUUUAAUUUAAUUUUUAUUCGUUUACAAAAAUAUUGGCCACCUUUUUUUUUUCUUUUUUACACUGAGAAUAUAUUUUUUUAUGUUUUUUACAUUCGACUCGAAAGAAUCGAAUACGAAAAUGAUUAUGCUACGAGAGUAAUUUUGCCAACAACGAAUGAAAAAGAAAUUCAAUUUGCGGAGCAGAAUCUCAACAAAUACUUCUUUUUAUUAUUAUUAAUUUAAAAUUCUAAGCGUGGCGUUUUAUGUAUUCCGGUACAUUCCAUCGAAUCUAAUAAAAUUUAUAAAGCUUUCC